Aaosphaeria arxii CBS 175.79 is the source of this 1317-nucleotide messenger RNA. Its product is annotated as N-acyl-phosphatidylethanolamine-hydrolyzing phospholipase D. Lineage: Eukaryota; Fungi; Ascomycota; Dothideomycetes; Pleosporales. Gene Ontology annotation, molecular function: zinc ion binding; N-acylphosphatidylethanolamine-specific phospholipase D activity. The transcript has 3 exons. Gene Ontology annotation, cellular component: cytoplasm; membrane-bounded organelle. The coding region runs from base 1 to 1317 and encodes 438 amino acids. Gene Ontology annotation, biological process: N-acylethanolamine metabolic process; N-acylphosphatidylethanolamine metabolic process. The record is from RefSeq and is a predicted model, not a curated record.
AUGUCCUCCGCCUCAAAGAUAGGCGUCGGUUCUGCGACCCUCUACGCCAUCGCCAGCAUGGCGCCAUCGCUCACAUACUCCCAGCCCGAGGAGGCGGAGAACAAGACGCAUCACCUGAAGAACGGGAAGGGCUUUGUGAAUCCGUGGGAUAGCUUUAGAGAUUUCACGCCGAUUUCGAUCAUGAAAGCUAUGGUUUGGAGAAAACUAUCUGGCCAGAGCAAUACUCCAGACACGACACCACCAACCGUCCCCAUCGUCAAGCCCAACUUCCUUCCCUCUCGUGAAACUGCUCACCUUCGCGCAACCUGGCUCGGUCACGCAUGCUACUACGUUGAAUUCCCAGGCCGCAACGGCCUCCGCGUGCUCUUCGACCCAGUCUUCGAAGACUGCUGCGCGCCGAUCAAUCUCCCCAACCUGAAGCGCUACACGCCGCCGCCAUGCGAGAUCGAGGAACUUCCCGUCGUCGACGCCGUCGUCAUCUCGCACAACCACUACGACCACCUGAGCUACCCGACCAUCAACCGCAUCAAGGAGAAGUUCCCCAACGCGCAUUUCUUCGCCCCGCUCGGCAACAAGAAGUGGUUCGUCGACACCGCCAAGGUGGCUCCCGAGAAAGUGACCGAGCUCGACUGGUGGGAGGCCAGGGACCUGGAACUCCAGGUCGUGAAGUCAAUCGCGAACGAGGAGCAAGUCGCGCGUGUCUCGGUAUCAGAAUCAUCCGACGGCGCUGCUGCUCCCGCUGCCGUAGCUCCAGCACCACCAGCAGGAGAGAAAGAAGACAUCAUCAAAGCCACCAUCAGCGCCCUCCCCUGCCAACACGUCUCGGCAAGGACUCCCUUCGAUAAAUGUAGGACGCUCUGGGCUAGCUGGAGCGUGGAGUCCGGCGGCGCGAAGGUCUAUUUCGCCGGAGACACAGGCUACCGCUCCGUCCCGCAAGUCCCCGCCGGAGAAGACGACUACUCCCCCAAGUACGCACACCUGCCCACGUGCCCGGCCUUCCAGGAGAUCGGCCAGCACCGCGGGCCCUUCGACCUGGGCCUCAUCCCUAUCGGCGCCUACGCGCCCCGCUUCAUCAUGUCGCCCAUGCACGCGAACCCCAAGGAUGCGGUCAACAUUUUCCGCGACACGCGGUGCGAGAAGGCGUUGGGCAUGCACUGGGGCACGUGGGUGCUUACCGAGGAGGAUGUGUUGGAGCCGCCGAGGUUGUUGAAGGAGGCGUUGAAGUGGAAGGGGCUGGAGGAGACGGGGGUGUUUGAUGUUGUGGAUAUUGGGGAGAGUAGGGAGUUCAAGAGGGGGGAGGGCAAGGAGGAGAAGUGA